CUCCAGCCGUGCUCAAAAGUCUGCCUGGGAGUCACAACAGAUCCUCAGAAUAUUCUUCCUAAACAAAGCUAUCUGGCAACCAAGACGUGAUGCUGGCCGAGAGUAUAAAAGGAUGCACGCGCCUAAUAGCUUACCUGUUUGGGUCGACGCAAGACACACGUGAGAGAACUGCCCUCCCCAGGUCGCGCGACGCCCAAGGCAGAGAGAUCGCUCGAGCACACGCAAUCCUCAUCCUCCUCAUCAUUCGAAGUUCUGCAGAAGGCGGCCCUACGUCAUGAAAAUUGCUAUCGCCAUCCUCCUCGCCCUGGUGUGUGCCCAUAGUGGAUGGUCCUGGAUGACUGACCUGGACGCGAACAGAGAACCACAGCGGCGUUUGUGUGGCUGGAAAUUGGCCAAUAAGCUGAACAGCGUUUGUAAAGGCGUCUACAACAAGCCGGGCCCGAUGAGUAACAGUCUUUAUUACAGACAUAGGCGAGGCAAGACUCGCCCUUAUGUCGGGGGUUUUACGGCCUCGCUUCCUCAGGCGAGAGAGGCCCUCCCCUACCCCCCCAACCCCGAGCCCUCCCCCCCCUCCCCCGGCCAGGACCCCAGGACCCGCCCCUCGCCCACGGACGCCUUCGACCAGGCCAUCCUCCGCAACGCCCUCUUGUCCUCGGGCGUCCCUUUCCCCUUCCUGACGGAGGCGCAGGCGUCGCAGGUGCUGAGGGAGGCGCCGCGUCGCAAGCGUGGGCUGUCGGCGGAGUGCUGUAGGAAAGCCUGCUCGGUGUCGGAGUUGGUCGACUACUGCUAUUAGUUCGGCCGCCAUCUUGGAAAAAAGGGAUAACGAGCGCAGAGCCAGUUUACCGAAAUAAAUGGCGUCUAAACCACU
Molecule: messenger RNA, 868 nt
Organism: Penaeus monodon (black tiger shrimp)
Lineage: Eukaryota; Metazoa; Arthropoda; Malacostraca; Decapoda; Penaeidae
Product: LIRP-like
Exons: 4
Coding region: 275-793 (172 amino acids)
Cellular component (GO): extracellular region
Molecular function (GO): hormone activity
Source: RefSeq, a predicted model, not a curated record